This is a messenger RNA of Didymodactylos carnosus, 2397 nucleotides long. NCBI's taxonomy places the organism in Eukaryota, Metazoa, Rotifera, Eurotatoria, Philodinida, Philodinidae. The record is from the annotation of a GenBank genome assembly.
AAAAUUAAAAACCACAUAUUCGUGAUCAGCUCAUCAAACUCUAUCCAACGAUAUAUAAACUAAAACAAAAUAAAAUUCACUCGAUUUUUGCGUUGUUGCAUUCUUGCAUUGUUACAUGACAUUGCAUUAUACUGUAUAGUAGACUAUAAUUCAUGGAAAGCAAUAUAUGGCUUCUACUAGAUUAUAGGUUAUAGGACCUAAUUACCAUAAAAUUUAGCGUAAAAGAUUAUAUUGGGAAAAAGUAAUACGUGAGCAAACUCUAGUUUCGCAUACUUCUCAAAACACGUUUUUUAACAAACUCAUUAGUAUUCUCUCUUCUUGAAAAACUGACCACACAUACCGCAUGUAAAUAUACUCAGAUGCUUUCCAAUUCAUCAUUUUGAAUGCUUUCUUCACAGAACCAUGGCAGGUGCCUUGAAGUCCUCUUAAAAGAUCUGAAGCAUGGACCAAGAAAACAUCGAAAAAUGAUACACCAGAAAAAUAUCAGAAUAUAUGUGCAUGUAGCGUGUGAGAUAAAAGUUCCAGCCCUAAAGAAUGAAUUUCCAAAGAGUGAGAUACUAAAAGGAGUACCGGAAAACAUGAUUUAUGGGAGAAUCAUAUAUUAAAGACGUUGUCAAGGGCGGAGAAAAUCUGGUGUCUAUUUCAGUUUUCGAGAACAAGUUCUGUUAGUUAUUUCAAGUCUCUGCAGUUCUGCAUUACGAUUCUAUAAGGAGAUAAGAAUUGAGAGGUGAGUACCCUUGAGAAACACACAUAUUGACAUCUCUAUUUUAAAUAACAGUUAUAUUCUAUGCACUUUAUAAUUAAUAGGCAGAAUCAGAAGAAUUACCAUCACAGUGUAGUUUUUGAGGGUGAACUGAUAUCCGAUGUAUUUUUUCGGCAUAAUCGACAGAAAAACAAUAAUAACUAUUUUUAUAUAUCUGUCUGUAAGUUAACCCUUCAGCUAUACAGUUUAAAAGUUAGUCUACCAUUUUAGAGUGUUUUAAACCACCUAAUUGCAAGAUGGACUUCAAUGAUUGUCACUUAUUAAGUAACACUUGUUGAUAUAUAUCACGAUGUCUCUAUAAUUAAUAAUAUUCUGUUUUUAUCGUUUAAUAUCUAAUAUUCCUACCUAAAUAUGUGAAAUUAUAGUUGUAUGCAAAAGAAAAACUGAGAAAAGGCGGAAAAAAAGAAUCACGAAGAAUAGAAUAGAUACAUCCUUAUAAUAAUAAUAAUAAUAAUAAUAAUAGUAAUAAUGAUGAUAAUAAUAAUAAUAAUAAUAAUAAUAAUAAUAAUCUUUUUUGCUGAAACAAGAUUUUGUUUGUUGUACCAUGCCAUCCGUUGACAACGUGAUAAGAAAGAGGGAAAUGGGAAAAAGAUGUUUCUCUAAUAGAAACAUCUUUCCCACAUUCUCCUUUUUUUUCUCCACGUAUCUCCUAUAACACGAACAAAAUUUCCGUGUAGAUGAUUGUAUUUUCGGAAGUUUUAGAGAUGAAAAGACGAAGAGAAAAAAAAAUAAGAAAAUAACAUCACAACUAUAGAUAGUUAUACAUAACGGAUCCAUUUAUCACUAAUAGAGUGUAAAAUAGAACUAGCAAACGAAAUAGAAAAAAAUAUAUAUAUGUUAAUGGUUCUUAUACAAAUCACUUUUGUUAGUUUAACAUUUUGUGAUUAAAAAAAAUAUUAGAAAAUUUGAUUUUAGUUAGUAUAAGGUGAAAAGAAAAUUUGUAUAUAAAUUAAAUUAAAAUAUGAACAUAAUAUGACAAUAAUGAUGAUGAGUACACAUGAUGCAUUAACUGAAUAUGAAAAUAGUUAAGAUAUUUUAUUACUUAACAUGCAAUAUUUAAUUUUCAUUUUUUUAAUCUAUCUUUUUUAUUUUUUUAAUUAGGACUUAAAGAUGCAUUUUCAUUAUUUGAUCGAAUUGGAAUAGGAGCAUUUAGUCAAACUGAAUUAGGUUAUGUCAUGAAAACAAUUGGAUAUGAGCCUACAGAAUCAGAAUUACAACAAAUGAUUAAUGAAGUAGAUGAAGACGGAAAUGGUAUUAUCGAUUUCGAAGAAUUUAAACAAAUGAUGACUCGAAAUGGAGGCGGAAACUUUCAAUUCAAUGAUGAACUAUUGAAUGAAGCAUUUCGAAUUUUUGACAAAGAUGGCAAUGGUUUUAUUAGUGAAAUAGAAAUUCGAAAUGUUAUGCAAAAUUUAGGUGAAACGCUGACCGACGAUGAAGUUAAUGAUAUGAUAUGUGAAGCAGAUACAGACGGAAAUAGACAGAUCGAUUAUGCCGAAUUUACGGCAUUAGCACGGCGAUUGUUACAAUAUCAAGAUUUAUCGCCUAAAACGGUAAACGAAUCAUCUUCAGGAGCAUACGAAGGACGAGGCAUUAUUCCCUAUAUCGACGAUGAUACGGACGAUAUUGGACGUUGA